Molecule: messenger RNA, 4068 nt
Organism: Parasteatoda tepidariorum (common house spider)
Lineage: Eukaryota; Metazoa; Arthropoda; Arachnida; Araneae; Theridiidae
Gene: Upf3
Product: UPF3 regulator of nonsense mediated mRNA decay
Biological process (GO): nuclear-transcribed mRNA catabolic process, nonsense-mediated decay; positive regulation of translation
Cellular component (GO): cytoplasm; nucleolus
Molecular function (GO): mRNA binding
Source: RefSeq, a predicted model, not a curated record
AAGCCGUAAAUUUCAGCUGACAGAAAUAGAGCGUUGAAUACGUUGCUCUUUGAGAACAUUGGAUGUUUUUGUUUUGGUGUUCAGUUUGUGUUGAUAAUUUGUGAUGAUUUAACUUUCAUCAUGAAGCGUGACAAAACAUUUCAAACCAAAGUUAUUAUCAGACGUCUUCCUCCAACUAUGACUGAGGAGCAGUUUAUAGAGCAAAUAUCCCCUCUUCCUGAACAUGACUAUAUGUAUUUUGUGAAAGCUGAUAUGAGGUUGGGAUCCCAUGCAUUUUCUCGAGCUUAUAUAAAUUUUGUUAUCCCAGAAGACAUAUUUUUAUUUAAAGAUCAAUUUGAUGGUUAUGUCUUCUUAGAUAAUAAAGGAAAUGAGUACCCUGCAAUUGUUGAAUUUGCACCCUUUCAGAAAAUACCAAAGAAGCGUAGCAAGAAAAGGGAUGCAAAAUGUGGAACUAUAGCCAAUGAUCCUGAUUAUUUGAAGUUUCUGGAGAGCAUGAAAAAUCCUGAUGAUGUUUCUCUUCCCUCAGCUGAAGUUUAUUUAGAAGAAAUUGAAAGUAGAGAGAAAGAAUUAAAAGCAAACAAUGGAGUCCCUAAAUUGACAACACCAUUGAUAGAAUACCUAAAGGCAAGGAAGAUUGAACAGCAGAAAAUUAGAGAAGAAAAACGAGAAGAAAGGAAGCGCAGGGAAUUAGAGAAAAAAAGAAUCAGAGAGGAAGAAAGACGAAGAAGAAAGGCUGAAAAAGAUAAAGAAAGAGUUAAGGACAAAUACAAGGAUAAAGAAAGUUUAUCAGAGAAAGAAGCUACUGAUGAGCUUGAAGAAUCUCCUGUAUCAGAAUCUGUUAACCAAUCAGAUCAAAUUGUUCAGGUUUUGAAGAACCCUGAAAGAGAAAAAGAAACUAAAGAAGUUACAACACCUCUCAAAGGAAAAGAAUAUUUCCCUCCUUGGAAAUCCAAUAGAGAUAGAGACAGAGGGAAAAAAGAGUGGGAUCGAGAUCGAACUCGCCUGAAAGAUAAGCAAAAAGUACCUGUCAAAGGAUAUUAUAAUGAACGAGAACGAAGUCGUAGAGACAAAACAGAUUAUAAAUUAUACAGUGGAAGAAAACAGAGUGAUCAUGAAACGGCUUCAAAAAAGUCUAAAGAAGAAGGUGUUAAAUGUUUGGAACAACCUGAAGAAGAGUUAUUAGAGUCCACCAAAGAGAAAAAAGUUGAUAGCAAAAAGGACACAUCGCCAGUUGCAUCACACAGUCAGUGGCCUAAAGACAAGAGAGAUAAUAGUUGCCCUGGUAAUGUGGAAACAUUUGGUAGCCAAAAAGAUAAUGAUGACCUUUCAUCUCAACUAGGAGAUUCUACAAAAAGUGUUUCACGGGAAGAUGUCGAUCGAAAUGAAACAUCUAAACAGUUAGAUUUUCGAGAACAAGGGAAAGAUCCGAGGGCAGAAAGACGAAUAAGAAAUAAGGAUCGCCCAUCUUUAGAAAUUUACAGACCUGGUAUGAGACGGUUCAGUACUCAAAGGAACAGCCCACAAAAAGAAGUUCCAACAUCAACAAGCAAUUCUUCGAGUCCUAGUCCCACUCCAUCAACUACUAGUGUUACAAAGACACUAAAAGAUGAUGAUAAAAAUGACAAGAAAAUUGAUGAAUAAGUUUUCUGACUUUAAAUUCACUCGAGUUUUCUUUGUUAACAAGAAUUGUAUAUACUGUGUGUAAUUUAAAAUUUAAGAUAGUUAAUCCUACAGGAUUUUUCUUUUAGUAUUUUACAGUACAAGUUCUAUAUAACGCAAUUCAAUAAACCGUAAUUCUUCAUAUACUGCACUUACUUUACAAUCUCUUAAGCAAAGAAAAAUUGAUAAACUUGUUGAUUUCCAAUAUUCUUUAUGAUUAAGAUUUCUUUUUGAAGUGCAUAUUUUUGUGUUAUAAAGACAGACUUCCAGCUCUCAAAUUUUUGAACCUCAGGCCAACUAAGUAUUUUCUUACGCUUUUUUUAAAAUAACUGUAUGAGUUGGAGAACCCGAACAUACAGCCCCAAAAAUCUUUCCUCGAAAAAAGCAAUUUUGCAGUUCACGUGUGUUUAGUUUAUCGUUAAUUACCUUUUAGAGAAAAAAAAUUGAAUGCUUGAUAAACCUACAAAAAAGUAUAAUACCGUUUUUAGCAAAGUGUAUACAGAUGGUUUCUUUAAGAAUAAUAUCUUCGUACAUGCUAAAAUAGCUAGCUUCAGAAUAUUUUUGUUCUUUUAAUGUGAUUGAUACAUAACAAUGUAAAGUUAGUAGCUAGAAAAGUAAUUCCUACAAUUACUGACUCAGUUAAUGCUCUUGGUAUUAACCGUUCCUUGCAGCGAUUCGACCUGUGAGAUUAAACCCCAUUACAAAAAUCCAAACUUAAUUCUAUUCUUCUUUGUUAAAACUAACUUUGGUGAAUUUGUUGGCUGCUAAAUCAAACAAAAAGUUUCAGAAACAAUUUUAUAUAAAGUUCUUAAAAAUAGCUAUAUUAUGCUCAGUCUGAGUCACUAAUUUUUAGGGGUAUAAGAAUUUCUUAAACAAAUUUAAUUUCUAGAAUGAGAAUUUAUUAUUAGUUUUUAUAGUUAUGUUUAUAUUGCACUAUGUCAUAGUUGCGAAAAGUCUCAAAAGUCUUUUGAAUUUCUAAAGAAGCAGGUGUGUAAAGUCUUUUUAUUUAAAAUUAUUUUAAAUCAGUUUCAAUUUUUGUGUCAUAAAGAUCUUGUACUGUAUUUAAAUCUCGGGAUAUUAAUUUAAUAAAACUACAUAUGUUGAAAAUUUGGCUUACUUUUUGUUUUAGAACAGGAACAAGAAUAUUUUUUAAAUAUUUUAUUCAUUCCAUGAACAUUUAUGAGAUUUUUUCUCACUAAGACAAGGUAAUUAUGUGUUAAGGUCUAAUGCUGCUUUUAAUUUUUUUUUGUUGUUAAAAAUGGCACUUGUCUAUAUUGUCAUAACAUUCACUUGCUAAUUACUUUAUAAUUUGUCUAGAUUAUAAAAAAUUUUCUUAUCAAUUGGAAACAUAGUUUUCAUUCUUGUUUUAAAAUCCAAUCUUAUCAAUUUGAAACAUUUUUUUUCCUUAUCGAUUUGAAACAUAGUUUUUAUUCUUGUUUUAAAAUCCAAUCUUAUCAAUUUGAAACAUUUUUUUUUCUUAUCAAUUUGAAACAUAGUUUUCAUUCUUGUUUUAAAAUCCAAUAUUCAAGUUGUUCUUUAGAACAAUUAAAAUUGUUCCUUUUUUUUAUCUCCGACUGAAUACUGAAUUUUAAUUCAAAUGUACCAAGAUAUUUGAUGAGACAAAAUAGUUAAAAUAUUCUAUUACUUAAUGUCGCCCCUAGAUAGAAUACAGUUUGAUGUCCUAAUGUGUAAACACUAAAAGAUUAAUAAAAUAUCUUAUGUUCUAGAAAAUAUGGUAUCUAAAGCAGCACCUUCUAUUUUACGUUGCACAACUUUUAUAUCCGGUUUUAUAAAUCUAUUGAGUCUUUUAAAUUUGUAUCAUCUCAAAUUUUACUUUUUCUCAAUAUACUUCUGAGAGUAUUACAACUAAUAAUUAAAUAAUAGCAGAAUACUAUCAUUAUUAUUUUACUGUAAGCUAUAUGAAUUCAUAUUACCUCAGAGGUUAUCCACACUCCUUAAAUUUUGGUACAAGAUUUUUAAGUCUUUUUUUUUCGAUAAAGUGAGUCAAUUCUUUCAAUCAAAAGUAUCGAUAACAUCUAAUAAUCUAUAAUAAGUCCUUAUACCUCAAAUAAAAAGUCUAACAUUAUUUUGUUAAACCCAAACUAUAAAAAUCAACAUGUUAUAUUAGUGAUAAGUCAUACAAACUUAAAUUUAAUUUGGUAGCUAGUUCCAAAAGUAAUAGAAUAUCUUUUUAAAAUGUUUUACAUGUUACUCGGCAGUUUAAUGGGUGAAUAACCUAAUAUAGAAAAUUUUUACUCCAUUGUUCAUUAGCUCUUUUGCAAUUAAUUGUAAUUGAAUCAUUUUUUUAAUGUUAAGAUGCUUCUUUUCAUAGUAGGAAUUUUGCUAUUUUUUUAAAAUCUAUGUAUAUUUUAGUUUUGCCAUUAUUAAAAAGUGUUUAAAAAAUGAAAA